Messenger RNA from Zychaea mexicana, 207 nucleotides. RefSeq names its product DHHC palmitoyltransferase-domain-containing protein. Gene Ontology annotation, biological process: peptidyl-L-cysteine S-palmitoylation; protein targeting to membrane. Gene Ontology annotation, cellular component: Golgi apparatus; endoplasmic reticulum. The record is from RefSeq and is a predicted model, not a curated record. Gene Ontology annotation, molecular function: protein-cysteine S-palmitoyltransferase activity. The transcript has 2 exons. The annotation marks the transcript as partial. Lineage: Eukaryota; Fungi; Mucoromycota; Mucoromycetes; Mucorales; Lichtheimiaceae.
UGGUGUGAUAAAUGCGAAUGGUGGAAACCGGAUCGAGCUCAUCAUUGUCGAGUAUGCGAUACUUGUGUGCUACGGAUGGACCAGGUCAAUGGAUGUGUCGGGUUUGCCAAUUAUAGAUAUUUCAUCCAGUUUAUUUGCUAUGCAUCCGGUAUUGCUGCUUGGGUGUUUACGACUUCACUUGCAGCUUUUAUCAUGGGAAAUGGACUG